AACGUCCUUUCUCGCGAGAGGCAUGAGGUGAGUUCGCAGGGAGGUCGGGCCCCGGAGAUUAGAAUGGAGAUGAUCUGUCCAGUAAUUUAAAGUAAAACAGGAAGGCAAGGUUGUCAUGGGUUUAUCUGCAUCCUCUCCAUUAGCUACGCUUCAGACAACUGUAUCAGAACAGUCUCAGGCUGAAACCUCACAAUGUCCUAUGCAUCAGAAGAACAUGGAAGGCUGUCCCAUGAAAUCAGGUGACAGUUCCAGUGAGAAGCAGAACCCACCUGUUCCUGCACAUCAAGAAAGAGCAUAUGAAUAUGUACAAUGCCCUGUUACAUCUCAGACACAAGAAGAGAUUGAUCCUAGAAAUAUGAUGCCACCCCCUAAUCAACUACCAUCCCCUGGGCAACCUUUUCCAUUAUCUACAGCAAGAGAAGAGUCUACUAUUCCUAGAGCUUAUUCAGAACAAAAUUGGAUUUAUCCCUCAGAACAGAUGUUUUGGAAUGCAAUGCUUAGAAAAGGAUGGAGAUGGAAAGAUGAUGACAUGAGCCCUGAAGAUAUGACUAAUAUUAUCAAGAUUCAUAAUCGGAACAAUGAACAGGCUUGGAAGGAAAUUUUAAAAUGGGAAUUACUUCAUGUUAGGCAAUGUCCAUGUGGACCAACACUUAUUCGAUUUGGAGGUAAAGCUAAGGAAUACUCUCCGAGAGCUAGAAUACGAUCCUGGAUGGGUUAUGAACUGCCUUUCGAUAGACAUGAUUGGAUUGUUGACCGCUGUGGAACAAAAGUCCGAUAUGUUAUUGAUUAUUAUGAUGGAGGAAAAGUAGAUAAGAACUAUCAGUUUACCAUUUUGGAUGUUCGUCCUGCUUUCGAUUCCCUGUCUGCUGUGUGGGACAGGAUGAAGGUGGCUUGGUGGCGUUGGACUUCAUAAUUAAUUUUAUAUGGUGUGAACAGGACUAUAUUUCAGCAUGGUGUUAUUCUGACAGUAAACUUUAAUAAAGUUUAUAUUACCAAUG
Messenger RNA from Candoia aspera, 998 nucleotides. Its product is annotated as holocytochrome c-type synthase. Gene Ontology annotation, biological process: cytochrome c-heme linkage. The coding region runs from base 116 to 913 and encodes 265 amino acids. Gene Ontology annotation, cellular component: mitochondrion. The record is from RefSeq and is a predicted model, not a curated record. NCBI's taxonomy places the organism in Eukaryota, Metazoa, Chordata, Lepidosauria, Squamata, Candoiidae. Gene Ontology annotation, molecular function: holocytochrome-c synthase activity. The transcript has 7 exons.